CCAGCUUGUUGACUCCCGACUUGACUUUAUGCGCCUCGCUCGUAUCCAGGCGGAGUUGCGGAGCUUCUUCCAACGUUUGGGCCAACUUGUUCACCUCGCCACCGCGCAUACUUGAACCCAGGAAUGUUUUCAUGUUUGGCCUUCUUUAGAGGGGCAUUCAGGCGCCGGAUUUCUGCUUCGCCUUGCUUGUCGGGGCUAAUUGAGCACUUUGGCUGGGUGCGCUCCCUGGACAGCAGACGGACUUUUUUUUUUUUUUUUUUUUAUACUACUUUCUUUUCCCCCCCCACUUACACCACAUUGGAUUGAUUUUUUUUUUGGGUGAUGUCAUGGACUUUUUAAAAGUACAGAGACGUGUGCGUGUGUGUUUUUGACUCCCGCUCUAAAAUCAGUUGAGGGACUGUCUGGGGGCCAGGACUUGGGAAUCAAUGCGGUGCCAGCUGGAAGGACGCGGGGUCCGGAUCUCACCUCAACGGUUGUGCCAAGAUUGCAAGGCCUCGUUCCUGCUCGAGCUCGUAAAGCCGCAGCCCUCCCCUGAUACGUCCUGGGAGUGAUGCACUGGCUUCCCCUGGUUGCCAUGGUGAUCGCCUCGGCCCUGCCCUUCCCUCGCAAGCCCGCGUCCAGGAUCGCCUCCGCCGCCAGCGUGGACGACGACCGGCGUCGCCUCCCGCUGGACUACAACUCUCGGGGAAAUGCCUCGCAAAAGGACUACAGAACGGCCGCGCUGGAGAACCGCACCAAUAACUCGCCGGAAAGGAGCGGCAGUCGACCGCAACGCACCAGGGUGGGCGGCGGUUUUCUGGACUCGACUAACGCACCCACGCAAGUCUCUGAGGUGGAAACCCAGAUAAUCCAAAGUCCUGCAUCCGCCGGUCCGAGGACUCAGAGAGGGUCUACGACGACCGUUCCCACGGAGCGCUUCGGGAACACGUCAAGGAGGGGCCCCACGGCGACGCCGACGCCGGCGAGCGGCGUGGUCAAUGGGACCCCUGGGGCAGGGUUGAGCAUCCUGGAAGGCCUCCUGGAAAGGGACGAGAUGUUUCUGGACAGCCACCCGCGGGUCCUGUUCUCCUCCUCGGCUUCGCCCCCAGACCGCCCGCCCCUCCUGGUCAUGCUGGAAGGCGGCCUUCCGGAGGACGACGCGGAAGAAUCGGAGGACGCCCACGUGGAGGGCCACGGGGAUCGGAGCCUCAGUUGGGUCAACGCGUCGGGAUUUGCAUCCGACGUGGGCCGUGCCCUCAGGAGGGACAAACGCUCGCAUUUGAUGGACCGGCGUCGGGGCGAGAAGUCGGUGUGCGAGGCGGAGAGCGUAUGGGUGACGGACAAGACGACGGCCAUCGACGCGCAGGGCCAGACGGUCACCGUCUUGCAGGACAUCCAGACCCAGACGGGUCCGCUCAAGCAGUACUUCUACGAGACCCGUUGCCGCCAGGCCGAGCAGCAGAAGAGCCACAGCCCUGCCACCGGGGGGGCGUCCCAGCCCACUGGGGUGGCGGGCGCCGGUUGCCUGGGCGUGGACAAGAAACAGUGGGUGAGCGAGUGCAAGGCCAAGAAGUCGUAUGUGCGCGCCCUCACCAAGGACGCCAACAACCGGACAGGUUGGAGGUGGAUCCGAAUCGACUCGUCCUGCGUUUGCGUGCUGCUCUCCCGAGCCAAUCAGAUCCUGGCCCGCGAGGCGCUUGCCAGGAGGGGGCGGGGAUAACCGUACGACACACCUCAAAAACCUCACAUGAGAACAUAGUAUAUAGAGAUGUUUUUCUACGAUUUACCUUUCAUAACCUAAGUUAUUAGUACGUAAGCAUGUGUAUGACUUUGAUAUUAAUAUAUUCCUACAUCUGUCUAUGUGGACAUAAGGUGCUUAACAAAUGGAUUAUUCAAAUAGUUGUCAUAAUUUUCAGUUAGAAUCAAAUGUGGAAGGAAAAAAAUUGCAAGAUGCAAAAAUCAUAGGAACAGAAAAAGUUGUAAUGAAAAAAAAAAGGUAAUUGUACCGGAAAAAAAUAAUAAAUGCAUACAGGAAAUUGAACUGGAAAAUUUAAAUUAACCAUUUAAUAUGAGCAAAAUAUUUUAUUUGAAAGCGUGUCAUUGAAUAAGAAAAACAUUUUGUAAGAAUACGUUUGUAAUAGUAAGAGGAAAAAAAAGUCAUCAUUUUAUUAGACUGAAUCAUAUCAGGAGAAAAUGUCAUCAUUUUUACUCUAUUUUACUGUAUGUUUUUUAAUAUCAUGAGAAAAAUGAUUUACUAUAACCAGAAACAAGUCACUUUUAUGAGAGUCAAGUUUAUAAUUUGACAGGAAAAGCAUUUUGUUUCUCACAUGGAAAAGGCUGAACAUUUACUAUAAAAAGGUGUAAUUUUACGAGAAAAAAGGGUUUUAAUUUUAAUUAUUUGAAAUUUUAAAAAGAAAAAUAUUUGAUGAUUAUAGAGAAAAAAAUGGUCGCAUUACAAGCAAAAAAGAAGCAGUUUGUAAGCAUGAUGUAAAAUGUAAUUAUACCAGAAAAAAGGUAUUAAAACAAUAAAUGUGUAAUUGUAAUUUUACACAAAAGUUGUUUUUUUAAAACAAUUUUUUAAAACGCAUUUAUUUCAAGAAAACUGUUAUAUUACGGUAAUCAGUUUGUAAUACAAUAAAAGAUAACCAAAAAAAGUCACAAUUUCAACAGACACAUCAUAUUAACCGAUUGUUUUUUUACACAUUUUGUUUAAUAUGGUAAGAAUGUUUUUUUAUAUAACCAGAUUUAAAAACAAAAAACAAAAACACAAUUUUAAAAUUUGUAAUAUUUGAAAAAAGUCACAAUUUGAGGAGAAUAAAAUAUUAUUCCAAUAGUUUUCAUUUCACAUUGUAACCAAGAAAUAAAAAGACACUUUUAGGGAUUUCCCGCUUCAUCUCAAGCAGCUGCGGCUAAAAGCUUCCAUUUGCAUCCAUUUGUUAAGCACUGUAUGUACGUUUGUAUGUAUGCGUGUAUGUAUGGAUGGAUGUAUGGCGCUUGUAUAUUUAUAGGAGAAGCGGCGCCCCCAUACUGAGGUUUUUGUAUGAAUGUUGUACCAGACGGGGACCAUCUUUUCAAUAAAUGACAGCGCUUCAUGAA
Molecule: messenger RNA, 3075 nt
Organism: Phyllopteryx taeniolatus (common seadragon)
Lineage: Eukaryota; Metazoa; Chordata; Actinopteri; Syngnathiformes; Syngnathidae
Product: venom nerve growth factor 1
Exons: 3
Coding region: 551-1699 (382 amino acids)
Biological process (GO): nerve growth factor signaling pathway; negative regulation of neuron apoptotic process; memory
Molecular function (GO): growth factor activity; nerve growth factor receptor binding
Source: RefSeq, a predicted model, not a curated record